Ectocarpus sp. CCAP 1310/34 is the source of this 1179-nucleotide messenger RNA. The record is from the annotation of a GenBank genome assembly. Lineage: Eukaryota; Phaeophyceae; Ectocarpales; Ectocarpaceae.
AUGGUGCGUAUCGCGCCGUUCAUCUGCGAAAUUUCGACAGGGAAAAGGUGGCGCGGCAGGCAAGUCAGACGCCGCGCCACAGCCGGACCUGGAGCGCCGCUUCUGAACCUGUCACGCACGACACGCCGACGGCUUGAUCGGUACUGUACUUCGCCGGCGGCGGUGGAUGCCUUGCGGGCCGCCGUUGCUAUAACGGGUUGUGUUUUGGACAUGUGCGGCGGACCGGAGGACGCCGUGGCACAAGGGUUUGGGGGCACGUGUACCAACCUGGACGCGAGCUUGGUUUAUUUUCCGGAUGAAUUUAUCAAAGACAACCCCGGAAAGAAACCUGACUGGGUCGUCACGAGCCCUCCGUACAAGGGUUCUGUGGGGUUUGUCCAUGCGGCUUUGGCGGUAGCGACGAAAGGCGUGGCACUGAAAUUAUCGCUAUAUUCCUGGAACCCUGUACCGACCGGGGAGGUCGGAGAAUUUUGGGGGGUGUGGUACACGGAUGGAAGCUACUGCGGCAACAGUGGGGUGUCGAGGCUUGUGUUCUGCCCUGAAUAGGGGGUGCUUGUAGGAGGAUACAGUAGUAUUUUUUUUUGUUGGGGCGGGGGUGAUAGCCGCUGACUUGCGGAUUGCUGCGCGUCUUUUGUGGAAGUGCACAGACGUUUCGCCUACACAGGUACACUUGCAGGUAGUUGAGUCCCAAUUAUUCGGGCUCGCUGUUGAUUUUGACGGGUGGGUGCUCCACGUUAGAAAGAGGUGUAUGACACCACGGCACCCAAUCUCGAGUUGGAAUGCAUCGACUCGAGGCCAUUCGCAGUACCUUCGAAACCUAACAAUAUGUUCCGGAUCGAUAAACCAACUCUUACUUCAUUUUUUCAUUAUUUCACCACAUCUCACAAAGACAUCUCAUUUCUCCCUUCCCCCCACGAGGCACCAACCAGUUGGCCCGGCGAUACAACCAACUGCUCUCGCCGACUGGUCCAAUCCAUGUCAUCGCGCUGCUCGUACUCUGCAACAUCAGCCUCGCGAAACCCACCGACACACAUGCCCCCGUUCAAACCGCCCACACCAGGCGAAACGUCAUCCUCAUCGCCGGAUUUUUCAUCGUCGCUCUCUCCCUCUGUCGAGUCACCCCCAUCUCUAUCGAAUAGCAUGAAAGUACCUGAACCCUCUUCUACGCAGCAAGCACGU